Messenger RNA from Striga hermonthica, 2127 nucleotides. NCBI's taxonomy places the organism in Eukaryota, Viridiplantae, Streptophyta, Magnoliopsida, Lamiales, Orobanchaceae. The record is from the annotation of a GenBank genome assembly.
AUGAGGUGGGUCUACCCCGCCAAAAUCGGCGGUGGCGGGGAGGGGAAGGCGGUGGUUUUCCGGUCGAGGCUGAAGUGGGUCGGGCUUUUCGGGCUUGUUCUCUCUGCUUUCUCUCUCUUCACCCACUUCCUUCUCGCGAGGUACAGCGAUGGUUAUGCCGUCUCUGAGUACAAAUCCUCCAUUACCAUCUUUUCUUGGAGGCCCACUUUCGAGGAUGCCGAUUUUUCAGCCGGUUUCUCCUUUGUGCAGACUCCAUUGUAUACAAGGCUUUGGGCUCCAGUUAGGGAUCUUGAAUCUGUACAUCCAUAUUCAAAUCCCAGAGGAAAUUAUGUAGCUCCUGGCUCGCAAAGUAGUGGAUUCGUGUUUGUAAGAAUACGAGGAGGUUUUCACGAAAUCAGGAACUCGAUUUGUGAUGUAGUUGUGGUUGCUCGGCUUCUCAAUGCCACUUUAGUUAUUCCCGAGAUUCAAUCCACGACGAGUAGUAAAGGAAUCAGCACAGAGUUCAAGAGUUUUGCCUAUCUCUACAGCGAGGAUCAAUUCAUUUCGACUUUAGCGGAAGAUAUUAAAAUCGUGAAGACACUCCCAAAGGAUCUGAAAGGAGCAAGGAGGAAGAAAGAAAUCCCUUCUUUCAAAGUGCCUUAUUCGGCUUCUCCAUAUUUCUAUCUUCACCAUGUUUUACCAGUUUUGAAUAGACACUCGGUUGUUGAGCUAGUUGUUCCUGAUGGAGGAUGCUUGCAGGCCCAAUUCCCUCCACAACUCGAAGAAUAUCAGAGGCUGAGAUGCCGAGUUGCUUUUCACGCUUUAAGGUUCAGACAGGAAGUCCAUGAACUAGCUACCAAGAUCUUGUACAGAUUACGAGCCUCUGGACGGCCAUUUAUAGCCUAUGAUCCUGGAAUGACGAGAGAUGCUUUGGCUUAUCAUGGCUGUGCUGAACUCUUUCAGGAUGUACAUACUGAGCUAAUCCAACAUAAACGUGCAUGGAUGAUAAAACGUGGGAUUGUGAAAGGGAACCUUUCUGUCGAUUCGGCUGAGCAACGUCUAAACGGUUUAUGUCCACUUAUGCCAGAGGAAAUAGGCAUUAUUCUCCGAGCGUACGGCUAUUCAUGGGACACGAUCAUAUACGUAUCGGGCGGGGAAGUCUUCGGCGGGCAGAAGAAACUCAUCCCUCUUCACGCCAUGUUCGAAAACGUCGUUGACCGGACAUCUCUAAGCGUCUCGUGGGAGCUGACCAAAAUGUACGGUCGUGAGGCCAAUCUUGUCGACAAGCAUCCCAAGAGUACCCCACCACCAUUUGUGAGAAAAGAGAACAAGAAGAGUAAACAAAACGCUUGGAAAACUAUCGGGCUUAGGCCCAGGCCCUUACCCCCUCCUCCAAGCCGGGCCAAGUACCCUUACAACAUCGAGGGGUGGUGGGGUUGGGUUGCAGAGAGUGACAAUGAGCCCGCUAGCACGGUUAUGGAGCUGAGGACCAAUGCACAUAAAUUGCUUUGGGAGGCCAUUGACUAUAUGGUCUGUGUCGAGGCCGAUGUUUUUGUCCCUGGCUUUGACCGUGAUGGACGAGGGAACCCGAAUUUCGCAAGCAUGGUCACGGGCCAUCGGAUGUAUCGAUCGGCUGCCUCCAAAACAUUCCAUAUAGAUAGGAAAGAGGUAGCAAGACGCCUAGAGGAAAACCGAGACCACAUUUACCAAGCCAACCACACAUGGAUAAAGUCCCUUCGAAAGCACCUCAAGAAACACUUGCUCGAUGGGCCGACAGGCGAGCUGGAAAAAUCGAAACCGCUAUCCUUCCUAUCUUUCCCCAUCCCAGAAUGCUCGUGCUCGAAAUCGAGCCUAUCGGUCCCCAGCCCGCGGGCCCAUCCAAGAAAAGUGCUGCGGUUGCUCAACGCCUCAAGCCCGCUGUUCAAUAUCUUGCGGACCAUGCAAAGGUGCCCCUCGUGGAUUGAUACCGGACCUACGGUGAGCCAGGCCGUCGAGGAGGAUGAUGUAAGUGAGGAUGAGUUGGACCCGCCGGAGACCACCGCCGGCCUUCUUUUCCGGCAGGGUGGUGAGAGCAACGAGCUGCAGCCGGAGGCUGGCGGCGGCAAGGAGGAGGAGGAUCAGGAGGAGCUUGAAGGCGGGGAGAGGUGA